Alternaria arbusti is the source of this 2103-nucleotide messenger RNA. RefSeq lists its product as uncharacterized. The record is from RefSeq and is a predicted model, not a curated record. The coding region runs from base 1 to 2103 and encodes 700 amino acids. The transcript is spliced from 2 exons. NCBI's taxonomy places the organism in Eukaryota, Fungi, Ascomycota, Dothideomycetes, Pleosporales, Pleosporaceae.
AUGGACAACGAAAUCCGACCGGCCUGGCACUCCCCGACUUUCGCUCCGAAUUCUCCUGGGACCGAUCGAGAUAGCUGGAAAACCGCUCCAGGUUCACCGAGAGAAGACUUGAGAUUCAAAAUUGACGCUGUUACUGAGGAUUGCGGAACGUAUUCCAGCGAUGUUAAGAAGUCGAGUAGACAGCCACACGCACUGAGGCGCGAGUAUAACGAAAAGAUUGACCAUUCCGAACAUGAUCCAAACGUUGACGGCAUCGACUGGAGACCUGGCUUCAAAAACCAGUUUCCAUGGAUCGGUUUUGCAGGCCUCAUGGUCAUCUUUGUGGCGACGGCUACGGCUGUGGUCAUUCUGGUGUCCUCGCACAAGAAGCGCGUCAAGGAUUGGCCGUUUGCAAGUUUUCCUGCUCAGCCCAACGUUUUACUCAACGUUGCAAACCAGAUCCAGAAUCUGGGGUUGAUCACUCUGGUCAGCCAUGGACUGGCUAUUGCAUGGUGGAGAACAGCCCUGCGCGGUAGCUCUCUCCGCGUGCUACAUAAGAAUCACGCAUAUUCUUACAGCUUCUACGCGAUUGUCACCUCCGGCAGGUACUUCAAUCUGGUCGCCCUCGCCGCACUUAUGACGAAGUUUGCUGUCGUGGAUAGCACUCUAUUUCAAAAAUCGACGAGGACUAUCGUAACUCAGCAAAAGGAGUACGCCAAUUCCACCAUGACUGGAUGGGUUGAGAGAGAAUGGCCAGUGAAUUUCGGUGGUAUCCCAGGAGCUGAUGGAAAUGUCAAGAUGGUGGAUGCAGCAUGGGCAGGCGUCCUGGAUGCGUACUACGGCAAGCUCGCCAACGGGAAGGUGCACGAUACUCUCAAAAACAACGCGUCUUUCUUCGGUUGCCCUUAUCGACAAGAGUGCAGAGGAGCUAUUGAGGGCCUUGGCUUUAUGUUUGACUGUACCAGCCGGUACAGCAAUGUUGACUACGGAUUAGCAUCAGAAAACGCACCAUCAUACCCGCUGUGGAGCGUCAACUUCAACCCGUCAUGGGCGACCGGAACGAAACCAUACGCCAGUAUUAAUCUCGAGAUGAUGUAUGUAAACAGUCAAGCUGGAGACACGGAGGACUCCUGUCCAGGAAAUGUGACUGUACGCACUUGCAAAAUUAUGCCUGCAGUCAUCCAGUAUCCUGUCACUGUUAUGAUACCAAGCGAAGAGGAAUUGAAUGGCAGGAACAUCGUCACACAUGUUAAGUUCUUCAAUAACAACAACAAAUCCUGGCCUAUCGGUUCUGAUCUCAGCAAUGUUACACAAAUCGAUGGGUUGAAGGUGCUCCACCAGGUCAAUCUGCAAGAAAAGUAUGGCGAGAUCUCUACGGUCGGAGCUCUAACUUACAUUAUGAACAAUCUUUACGGGUCUUCGGCAAAUCUUACCUACAAUUACGGUUGGGAUCUCGUCUCUCGAGGCGCUCCCACCCAGACGGUAUUCUACGCAGACUCCAAUGUGCCACAGAAGGACCGCUGCUGGUAUACUAUCGAUAAGCCCGGUCGAGAUGAUCCUACCAUCGAGAUUUUGCGCAAACUCAACACCUUAAGCUUCGUAACCGCUCUGUACAUCAAAGGCGCACCUACAACCGAUGUCAACAAACGCAAAGCCCUCGGCAUGGCCAGCCAGAACAUCACCACGUCGAUUACCGGCAUCGUAGAGGAAUAUCAAACUUCCUUCGCCUACGUCGGCGGCGCCCUCGCAGCAACCUUCAUCACCGUCAUAUUCGUCCUACCCGUCUACUGGGGUUUCUGGCAACUCGGUCGCAAAGUCACUUUAGGUCCACUAGAGAUCUCACAAGCAUUCGGUGCGCCCAUCAUCGCGCCCGACAAGAUGAAAGCAUACCACGGCGACUUCGAUCAGGUGCUCGAGGAUGUUGGGGAUAGGAGAGUGCAGUAUGGGCAGCUCAAGAAUGCGCCGCCGGGGCAGAUGGGACUUGCGGAGCCGGAGAGGGUGGUGGUGACCAAGGCUAGUCAUCGGUGGCGGGUUAGUGGGCAGAGGGAGAACAGGAGGAUUGGGAUCGGUGCUGUCUUUGGAGGGGCGGUUGCUGCUACCAUGUCUGGGAAUGCGAGGGAUUGA